Messenger RNA from Marasmius oreades (fairy-ring Marasmius), 549 nucleotides. RefSeq lists its product as uncharacterized. Gene Ontology annotation, molecular function: glucosylceramidase activity. Bases 1 to 549 code for a protein of 182 amino acids. The record is from RefSeq and is a predicted model, not a curated record. Gene Ontology annotation, biological process: glucosylceramide catabolic process. Lineage: Eukaryota; Fungi; Basidiomycota; Agaricomycetes; Agaricales; Marasmiaceae. The transcript is spliced from 5 exons.
AUGCGAGCGUUGCACUUGGCGUGUCUGCUGUGUCUCGCCCUAUCGUCAGCCGCACAACAGAUACACGACGUUUGGCAAACGACAUGGGAUCGGUCAAAAUUGUUCACAAACGUCUCACCGACCAAGCCGAUCAACUUUACGACGUCGGUGGAUUCUCCGAGCGUGAAAGUUCACGUAGAUGAUACUCGGGAAGUUCAAGAAAUAGUUGGGUUCGGCGCAACAUUGACCGAUAUAUCGGCUCUAACUCUCACGAAUAUGAAGGUUACCGACUCUGUUAAAUAUUGGGAGCUUUUGAAACGCGCGUUUGAUGUCACCUACGGGUCAGACUCAGCUGGGCUGAACUAUCUUCGAGUUCCACUAGGCGCUACAGAUUUCUCUUCCACCGUAUAUAGCCUGGAUGAUACUGAGAAUGACACGAAUUUUCGUUACUUCGACGUCAAUCGUGCUCCUUCAUACGUCUUCAGCACACUCAAGGAUAUCCGGUCCGUGAACGAGCAUUUGAAGGUUGGUGCAUCUACUCUGUUUAUCAUCAAAAUGCCAUUAAUUUGA